AUGACGGCUGCGUCGUCAAUAGCCUCCAAGCCGUCGCUGCUUGGUGAGUGCGUGGUGUAUCUCGGCGUGCUCAACUACUUCUUUACCGUGGACGAGUCGACUCCAAUCGUGUCGAAGAUCGGCACGGAAAUAGGCCGCCUGCAGCUCUGUAUCACCCCAUACGUCACAGCAGUCCAGGUUCCAGCACACUUGGAGGGCGAGUUCGUGCCAUACACACGCACAGAUGUAGACAGCCCCGAGGAGCAGAUCCACGAGUUCAUGGACCGCUCUGUGCAGUACCGUGUGCAGCUCAGCGAACUCAGCCACCUCACGCCGCAGCGAUUCUCUCAUGUCUCGGUGAGGUACACCUUUUUUCGUGAGACCAGCACGCAAACGCCGCGGUUCCACGUCGACUCGGACGGUGACUCGGUCCCGCUUGACCUCGAAUUCCGACACGUCGUGGACGUCAGCGAUGCCUUGGUCAAAUACGUGGCCGGCAGUAAUCUUUCCAUUGAGAUUCUCGGUCACAUGAGCGAGUGA
Messenger RNA from Phytophthora nicotianae INRA-310, 519 nucleotides. RefSeq lists its product as hypothetical. The coding region runs from base 1 to 519 and encodes 172 amino acids. The record is from RefSeq and is a predicted model, not a curated record. NCBI's taxonomy places the organism in Eukaryota, Oomycota, Peronosporomycetes, Peronosporales, Peronosporaceae. The transcript is spliced from 3 exons.